AACAGGAGAGUCUACGCAUGGACUUUGGUAAGUGCUCGGCAAUAUUAGCGGGACGAAAAAGCUGCGAGGUAGGAAGUCAAAGGCACCAUCACUCCGAGGAAGAGGUGCAGGAGGGGUGCCUCCUGGGGCAGGUGAUAGACCUGCGACCGUCGGCUCCCUCCUCUGAGAGCGUGCACGCCUGCGAACCACCUCAAGAGACGUCUACCCACCCAUCGAACAAGGAGGAAACCAUCCUCUCCGUUGAGGCCCAGGCACAACAGAGCGUGCACAAGUUGCAGGAGGGGUUGACGGCGUUGCCUGUGAGGGAACUGGUGAAAACCUUCCGGCAAGCGCAGGAGGAGCGCGUUCAAGCCUACAAUUUUUUUGAUCAGGGCUUGGCCCAAAUUCUGUCGUCACGGGCAUUCACUGAAUACGAUGCAUUGUGCGCGGAAGCUACGGCCAAGUUCGCAGUUUUGAGCAACCUUGUGAACGCGGUUGCGGAGUGCCUGGGGAGGGAUCCCUACAACAGAGUAGUUCUGGCAAGGUUACUUCGUCGAAUACAAGCGGAAGAAAAGGAGAAACUGUCUCUCACAGCCGCCCUGCAUCUGGAAAAGUUUAGACUCGCGACUUCCACGUGCAGUGGCGCUGCAGGGAAUGAAAAUUCUGACGGGCGGGAAGCAAUGCUUUUGCGUGAAGGCGCUAGACGGUUAGAAACGAACAUCAGACAUGUUGUAUGUCGCAUAAAUGAUGUGUUGGAGGAAAUAAGGUAUGAGGAAGAGGAAGAAUAGGACAAAAAAGAGGAAAGAGGUUCGGCC
Nannochloropsis gaditana CCMP526 is the source of this 794-nucleotide messenger RNA. RefSeq lists its product as uncharacterized. The annotation marks the transcript as partial. The transcript has a single exon. The record is from RefSeq and is a predicted model, not a curated record.